Molecule: messenger RNA, 2187 nt
Organism: Paracoccidioides brasiliensis Pb18
Exons: 4
Coding region: 1-2187 (728 amino acids)
Biological process (GO): ergosterol biosynthetic process; triterpenoid biosynthetic process
Cellular component (GO): lipid droplet
Molecular function (GO): lanosterol synthase activity
Source: RefSeq, a predicted model, not a curated record
AUGUUGAAGAAUAUAUCUCCAAUCAAUGGCAACAACCGUACCCUCGAGACUGACGAAAAGACCGACUAUUCAAGAUGGCGACUGCGUGACGACCGUGGCCGACAAACCUGGCACUAUCUCAAGACUGACGAGGAAUUGAAAGCAUGGCCGCAGACCGUUGCUGACAGGUAUCAUCUUGGGCUCCCGACUGGGCUUCCUGAGCUCCCUCCCCCCAAGAAACCGCUGGACGCAGCAUCCAAUGCCCUCUCUUUCUUCUCAAAACUCCAACUCGAGCCUGGCAAUUGGGCCUGUGAAUAUGGCGGCCCAAUGUUCCUUCUCCCGGGCUUGAUCGUUACCUGGUACGUUACAGGUACUCCAAUACUCCCUGAAUAUGCGAUAGAGAUCAAACGGUACUUGUUCGCGCGGCAACACCCGGAAGAUGGAGGCUGGGGUUUGCAUAUCGAGGGUCACAGCUCUGUGUUUGGCACCUCCAUGAACUACACUGCUUUACGCAUCCUGGGUGCAAGUGCGGAGGACCCCAGAAUGGUGAAGGCUCGUGGUAUGCUGCACAAACUUGGUGGUGCCUUGUUUGCUCCCCAUUGGGCAAAAUUUUGGCUUAGUGUCCUGGGAGUGAUGGGGUGGGAAGCUGUUAACCCUGUCCCACCAGAACUUUGGCUGCUCCCAGACUGGGUCCCCUUUGCGCCCUGGAGAUGGUGGAUACAUAUGCGUCAAGUUUUCCUUCCUAUGACGUACAUAUAUUCGAAGAAAUUUAGCCACCCACCCGACGAUUUUACUCGACAACUCCGGGAAGAGAUUUAUACUCAACCCUAUGAGUCGAUUAAUUUUGCUUCUCAUCGUGGCGCUAUAGCUGAUGCCGAUAACUAUUACCCAAAGCACUGGCUUUUGAACCUUCUCUUUUGGUUGAUUGCAAAUAUCUGGAAUGUCCUUCGAUGGCCAUCCUUGAUCAAACGCGCAGAAGACUGGGUGUGGGAGUUGAUAACAAUGGAAGAUCAAAACACGGAUUAUGCUGGUCUAGGACCAGUGAAUGCGCCAAUGAACACUCUUAGCUGUUUUAUCCAUGAUGGACCGGGUAGCUACACUGUUCGUCGACAUCUGGACCGGUUGCACGACUACAUGUGGAUGAAAAACGAAGGCAUGCUUAUGAACGGCACUAAUGGAGUACAAGUCUGGGAUACGGCAUUCAUUAUUCAGGCAAUCCAUGUUGCUGGUUUUGCUGAUGAUCCAAAAUGGCGUCCUAUGCUUCUCAAGGCUCUAGAGUUCUUGGAGGACCACCAGAUGCGAGAAUGUGUACCUCAACAAGAGCGCUGCUACCGCCAUAGGACGAAAGGUGCCUGGCCGUUUAGCAAUAAAACGCAGGGAUACACCGUCAGCGACUGCACUGCGGAAGGUCUUCGGGCCGCACUGCUGCUUCAGAAAGUCCACGGGUUUCCCCAGUUAAUAUCCGACGAAAGAUUGAAAGAUGCGGUCGAUACUCUAAUUUCUAUGCAGAAUAAAUCGGGAGGUUUUUCAGAGUAUGAAAAUACUCGGGGUUCUCCUUAUCUGGAGUGGCUCAACGCUGCAGAGGUCUUUGGUGGCAUCAUGAUUGGAUACGAUUAUCCUGAGUGUACAACCGCUGUCCUUACUGCUCUAUCCUUCUUCAGCAAGUUCUUCCCGGAUUAUCGUACAAAGGAAAUCGAGAGAGUAAAACUCAAAGCAGUAGAAUAUAUUCGCCGCGUCCAGCGCCCUGAUGGGAGCUGGUAUGGAAGCUGGGGUGUCUGUUUCACCUACGCUGCCAUGUUUGCACUGGAAAGUCUUGCCCAUGUUGGCGAAACAUACGAGACCAGCGAACUGGUUCGCCGGGGUUGCCAAUUCCUAGUUGACAAACAAAUGGAAGACGGCGGCUGGGGGGAGUCGUAUCUCAGCUCCGAGCAGAAGGUGUACACGCACUAUGAAACAUCGCAGGUUGUGCAGACUUCCUGGGCCUGUCUUGCGCUGAUGGACGCCGGAUAUCCAAACAAGGAAGUUCUCAAGAAUGCAAUGAAGCUGUUGAUGACAAAACAGCAAGCAAAUGGAGAGUGGCUUCAAAAUGGAAUCGAGGGCGUGUUUAACCAGUCAUGCAUGAUAUCCUACCCGAAUUACAAGCUCUACUGGCCAAUUCGAGCCCUGGGGCUCUACGCUAGAAAGUUCGGCAAUGAGGAAAUUCUGUAA